GCUCCAAUGCAGCCAACUGUUCAGUAUAAUGAAAGGUCUGAUUUUUGUAAAUUGUUUUUCCUAUCGUCGAAUUGAGAAUUAAUGUACAUAGUUAUACGAAACGUUUUACGAUUUGUCGAAAAAAUAUUCGCGUUGUGCAACACAUAUUUCAUUGACUGAAUCAACUAUCAAUCGAAAAAAAUGUUCAAGAAAAGUAAACGAUCGAAAGAAGAGAUAGCCAAGGAAUUCGAUUUACCUGAAAGGAAGAGCAAAAUUGCAACUAUUUUGAAGCAGGGCGAACAAUACUGUUUAUGUCGUUCAUCAGAUUGUUCCCGCUUUAUGAUUGGUUGUGACGGCUGCGAGGAAUGGUACCAUGGCGAUUGCAUUUUCGUUUCGGAAAAGGAAGCCAAACAUAUCAAGCACUACUACUGCCAACGGUGUAAGGAAAACGAUCCCAGUUUGCAGACCGUUUUUCGUGCAGUACCGGUGGCAGCUGUUCCAAGCAAUCCCAGCGACGAUCGCUUACCGAAAAAGCCGAAAGAAAAGGUUCGUGAGAGUGAUGCGAAAGAGGGCAGCAAAUCAAAAGGUCGUUGCGGAAAUUGCGACGGUUGCAGCAAUAAAUACAAUUGUGGUCGGUGUGACAGCUGUCGAAGUACUGGUAAGAAGCAACGAUGCGACAAAAGAAUAUGCAUCAAUCAACGGGUGAAAAAGGAAAAGCCAGCAACGUCACGAACGAAAAAGAGACGGCGAUCGCCUAGUCCAGAAAUUACUAAUCCGGAAUUGGAGGGUCCGCGUCAGUGCUAUGGUCCUGGUUGUAGAAUGACCGCACGGCCACAAUCGAAGUACUGUUCGGACUUGUGUGGGAAAAAACUGGCCUCGAGUAGAAUAUACCAAGUUCUGCCUCAACGCAUUCAGGAAUGGAACUUAUCGCCCUGUAUUGCCGAAGAGGAGAACAAAGUUCAGCUGGAUAAUAUUCGUGCUAAAAAGAUGACCGUACGUGCGACAUUGGCUCAACUGGAUGAACGACAGAAAGAGCUCGAUUUGCUAGUUGAAAGGGCGAAACGUUGCGUUCUCGAUCCCAAUGCUUCGGAAACGAAUGAAGUUGAAGAUGAAAUGUCCAUGUACUGUGUCACAUGUGGCUUCGAAAUACAUUCACGGACCGCCAUUCGACACAUGGAGAAAUGUUUCAACAAAUACGAGAGUCAGGCUAGUUUCGGCAGCAUUUUCAAAACUCGCAUCGAAGGUAGUUCCAUGUUCUGCGACUUUUACAAUCCGGCCAGCAAAACCUAUUGCAAACGCCUGCGAGUUCUGUGUCCCGAGCAUUGCAAAAAGCCGAAAAUCAGCGACACCGAUGUGUGCGGUUGUCCGUUGGUGAAGAACACCUUUGAAUUGACCGGUGAAUUUUGCUGCGCCCCGAAAAAGAAAUGUUUCCGGCACUUUUUCUGGGAGAAAAUUCGACGAGCGGAAAUCGAUUGUGAACGUGUCAGACAGUGGUUGAAGAUGGACGAAUUGAUGGAACAGGAACGUCAAGUCAGAUCUAGUAUGGCAUCUCGUGCGGGUGUAUUACAUUUGAUGUUACACUCAACAUACAAUCAUGAACUCAUGGAGCAAUUGUGCCGUUCUGGCAGACAGUGAAUUAGUGGCUAGCAACGUAAGAAUCAUCAACGCAUACUAAGGAAAAUGGGGUGUAUGAUGCUUGUAUACAUUGAAGAAAUGCAAAUGAAUAAACUAAACCGAAAAAACUGAG
This is a messenger RNA of Bradysia coprophila, 1726 nucleotides long. RefSeq names its product CXXC-type zinc finger protein 1-like. Gene Ontology annotation, molecular function: DNA binding; zinc ion binding. Gene Ontology annotation, biological process: positive regulation of DNA-templated transcription. NCBI's taxonomy places the organism in Eukaryota, Metazoa, Arthropoda, Insecta, Diptera, Sciaridae. The record is from RefSeq and is a predicted model, not a curated record. Gene Ontology annotation, cellular component: Set1C/COMPASS complex.